Molecule: messenger RNA, 1912 nt
Organism: Cucurbita pepo subsp. pepo (vegetable marrow)
Lineage: Eukaryota; Viridiplantae; Streptophyta; Magnoliopsida; Cucurbitales; Cucurbitaceae
Source: RefSeq, a predicted model, not a curated record
ACAAUGAAGAGGAAGCUGCUUUGCCUCUCUGCGUAAUCAAAUACUUUUCUCUCUCUAUCUUCUUCCCCAUAGCCGCCGCGCUGCUGCCACAUCCGCCACCAGCUCCGCCCAUCGCCGUCGUAUGUGCUGCUGACGCCUCCGCGUCCGGUGGCGCUUUACAACUUUUAAAUAGAAUAAUCUCAAAGUUUAUAAACCUCCAAUGGCAAGGGCGCCAGCUGGUAAUGUACACCCAGGUAAAAGGACCGGGGUUCGUAUAGUUAUUGCCGGGGACCGUGGUACCGGAAAGUCGAGCUUGAUCGUAACUGCUGCGGCAGACAAUUUUCCAGUGAAUGUCCCCCCAGUAUUGCCACCGACGAGGCUGCCUGAAGACAUUUAUCCAGAUCGUGUUCCCACCACAAUCAUCGAUACUUCAUCACGCACUGAAGAUAGUGCAAAAGUUGCUGAAGAGCUUAAGCGAGCUGAUGUAGUUGUGCUAACUUAUGCUUGUGAUCAGCCUCAAACCCUCGAUCGGCUGAGUACUUUUUGGCUUCCUAAACUUCGUCAAUUGGAGGUGAGGGUUCCAGUUAUAGCAGUGGGCUGUAAGCUGGAUUUGAGAGAUGAGAAUCAGCAGGUGAGCUUGGAGCAGGUUAUGUCCCCAAUAAUGCAACAAUUUCGAGAAAUUGAAACAUGCAUCGAGUGUUCGGCAUUUAAACAUAUUCAGAUUUCUGAGGUCUUUUACUACGCCCAAAAAGCUGUACUUCACCCAACAGGCCCACUUUUUGAUCAAGAAACUCAAACUCUAAAGCCUAGAUGCAUCCGGGCACUGAAACGGAUAUUUAUUCUAUGUGAUCACAAUAAAGAUGGUGCUCUGAGUGAUGCUGAGCUGAAUGACUUUCAGGUCAAAUGUUUCAAUGCUCCUUUACAACCUUCUGAAAUUGUGGGGGUUAAGAGGGUUGUUCAAGAAAAACUUCCUGAGGGAGUAAAUGAUCAUGGGCUCACUUUGACAGGAUUCCUCUUUCUUCAUGCCUUAUUUAUAGAGAAGGGGCGUUUGGAGACAACAUGGACCGUACUCAGGAAGUUUGGGUACAAUAAUGAUAUCAAACUUUCGGAUGAACUUAUCCCAGCUCUUGGAAAGAGAGCUCCAGAUCAGGUAAUGAAAAAUCACAUGGUGGCCGUCCUCAACUUCUGUAGAAUAGGUCAACUGCCACCACACUGCCAAAGACUUUUACUUCUUACACAUUCAUGGAGCAGGCUUUUAAUUCAGAAUGCAUAUGUGGGCAAUGUGUUCCGUAUGAUUCAAAUUCUAGUUUCAAUUUCUUAUUUUUUUUUUUUUACCCACCAGAAUGGUGCCUUGCGGCCUCGUGAUCUUGAAGAACUAUUUUCUACAGCACCCGAGAGUCCUUGGAAUGAAGCACCAUACAGAGAUUCUGCAGAAAAAAAUGCAAUGGGAGGAUUGUCGAUUGAUGACUUUUUAUCACUGUGGUCUCUCAUGACACUCCUAGACCCAGUUUACACCAUAGAGAACCUGAUAUACAUUGGUUACACGGGCGAUCCUGCAUCUUCUGUUCGUAUAACAAGGAAACGACGGUUGGACCGCAAGAAGCAACAGUUGGACCGAAAUGUUCUUCAGUGCUUUGUGUUUGGGCCUAAGAAGGCUGGAAAAUCUGCUUUAUUGGAUGCAUUUCUUGCAAGGCCGUUUUCUGAGACUUAUACUCCUACCACUGAAGAACGCUUUGCAGUGAACGUUGUUGACCAACCCGGAGUAAGUGCUGCUAUGCUCUUCUCCGAUGAGGCCUCAUGGAAGAAAGCAACUGAUUUACUUGUUGAAGUCGCGAGUCACGGUGAGAAUACUGGUUAUGAGGUGCCUUGUUUAAUUGUUGCUGCCAAAGAUGAUCUUGAUUCAUUUCCCUCGGCCAUACAAGAUUCUACGAGG